AUGGCUUCUGAUGCCAUACGUGGCAUUCCCAUGUCCGAGGACAACUAUGACCUGGCUUGGUCAACAAUUGAACACCGGUUCAAUAGACCACGACUAGUCGCCAUGUCAUUAAUUGACAAACUGUUCCAAUUACCCGUGUCCACUCAAGAGUCAUUGACAGACCUGAAUACAUUUGUCAGUAAAUUCAGCGAAGGCCUCUCCCUAUUAAAAUCACUAAAUAUUCCAGAUUUGGGAUCUUUCGUACUGUUUUCAAUGGCGUUUCGCUGUUUACCAAUCGCGACUCGGGAACUGUUCGAAACUACCGUCACGAGUCAGGGCGACUAUCCGACUAUUGAUGAACUACUGGCGUGCGUUCAGUCUCGAGUGUCAACGUUGGAAAUAAUUGGUGAUUCGAAACCAGGAACCGCUAGUUCACAGCCGAAGUCGUCUCAUCCGUCGAACCGUAAGGGAGGUCGUCCCAGUCAUUCUGGAUAUCAACAUGCUGCGUCGUUGCUCACAACGAAGCCUGAAAGAUCUUGUCCAUGUUGCAAGGCAAGUCAUAGUUUGGACUCCUGCAGCCAAUUUUUAUCGUGGGCAAUUGAUGAACGAAGUAAAUGGAUGCGUGAUCAAAGCUUGUGUUUCAACUGCUUCAGCGAUUCCCACUGGUCUAACAAAUGUCGGUCAAAACCAAGUUGCAAGCAGUGCUCUCGGAAUCAUCACACUUUGUUACACAUGGGUGGACGCAACACCAAGGACAAGGUUCCCGAACCCAAAGCUAAAUCAUCCUUGUGUGCAUCUCAACAGAUGCCCGCGGCUUCGACAUCAUGUUCAGUGAUGCUGGGGACAGCGCUUGUCCACGUGCGCGACCGUUCCGGCACGUGGCAGACGAUGCGUGCACUAGUUGAUUGUGCUUCACAAAUAAGUGCUGUUACGGUAUCAUGUGCGGAUCGCCUUGGUCUAAAACGCACUCGCUGGACUGCGCCUGUAACUGUUCUAGCUGGGCAUCCUGUUACUAGUGUAAUGGGCCGAAUUGAUUGCAUUGUCCAGCCCCGGUUUGCACCGGAACCAUCGCUGUCCAUCCAGGCUUGGGUAUUGCCGUCCAUCACCGGAGAUAUGCCCCACAAAACAUUGAAUUCUACUAUUAAGGAUAAGUUCUCAAAUCUUGCCUUGGCUGACCCUACAUUCCACGUCGCAUCAAGUGUGGAUAUGCUGUUGGGUGCUGACGUAUACGCCACCAUUAUGAAUGGCCAUAAAAUUGAAAUUGACUCCUCUCUGCCUUCGGCAUUCAAUUCGGUAUUUGGCUGGAUAUUAAUUGGUCCUGUUCCAUAUACCAACGUCGAGCCAGUUCAUGCGCUCCCGGUAUCGCUGACCAUAUCAAUUGAGGAGCAGAUGAACAAAUUCUGGGACAUUGAAGAACCUGAAACGGCUCCAGAUGCGUUUUCAGAUGAAGGAAAGUGUGAGUCCAUAUUCAGGAAUGAAUGUGUGCGGCUACCAUCUGGCCGUUUUUCUGUUCCUCUACCGUUCCGAGUCCCUGUUUUGCCAACAACAUUUGCUGGUUCUCGUUCAAUGGCAGUCAAGCGUUUUGAGUCACUGGAGAGGAAGCUAUUGUCUAAUCCACAGCUGCAGACAUUAUACGCAAAUUUCAUGGACGACUUUUUGGCGUUAGGCUAUAUGUCGGUCGCACCCACACCCGGUCAUUAUUUUGUCCCUCAUCAUGCAAUUUACAAAGCAGAUGAUGGUGACGCCAAGAUACGUGUGGUGUUUGACGCGUCUGCGCGAUGUUCAGCCGGACCGUCAUUGAACAGUUGUCUGCUUCCAGGGAAGAAGCUACAACAGGACAUAAUCGAUGUCCUAACGCGAUUUCGCAUUUACCCACAUGCGUUCACGGCGGACAUCUGCAAGAUGUACCGUCAAAUCCAGGUGCUACCAGAGUACCGCAAGUACCAGCAUAUUCUGUGGCGGUCAUCUCCACAUGACCAGCUUGUCGAAUACCAGUUAAAUACCGUCACGUAUGGAGUGACAUGUGCUCCUUUCUUGGCCAUACGCGUGCUUCAGUCAAUUGCUGAAACCGAUUGCACCGACGCCGAUCAUGUCCGUGACGCCUUGCUGUACCAGACAUACGUCGACGACAUCUGCGUAGGAGCGGAUUCAGUUGAAGGUGCUUUGGAGCUCCAAUCGUCCUUACGACGUAUUCUCGCAAAAUCUGGGCUUGAACUUAAAAAAUGGUCGAGCAACACUCAUGACAUUUUGUCAUCCGUGCCGGCAGCUGAUCGGGUAAGCACGCCGUUACCAUUCCACGAUUCCGAAGACGGAGGAACAAAGGUACUCGGAUUGCAAUGGAACCCCAACGAUGAUUUUUUCAGCUGUGCGUUGCGAUUUCAACCAUCUCCAAUAUUCACUAAACGUGGCGUGCUGUCAAUGGUGGCCAGAAUAUUUGACCCGUUGGGGUUAUUUGGCCCUACAAUUUUUUGGGCAAAAUGCAUCAUGCAGCGGACUUGGCAACUAGGGUUGGCAUGGGAUGAUCCACUGUCUCCUGACAUCCAUGCUGACUGGUCCUCGUUUCUAUCCGAUCUGCCAUCGUUGUCGAUGAUUCGAGUGUCACGUCACUUCAGCACGUUCGGACAAUCGUCAUGCUAUCUGUUGGGAUUUUGCGACGCUUCGCAGCUUGGAUAUGCCGCGGUCGUAUAUGUGCUGCCAGCCGAUUCAUCAGGUCAACGUGCCGUUCUCGUCGGGUCUAAGACCAAGCUUGCUCCGAUGAAGCCAUUAACAAUACCACGACUAGAGCUGAACGCCGCACUGUUACUCGCCCGGUGGCUUGGGCGCAUCAAACGAGUAUUGGAUCCUCAUCUCAAGAUUGUUGGGACUUACGGCUGGACCGACUCGAUGAUAGUCCUAUCCUGGUUAACGGUCCCUCAUACGUCAUUCAAGGUGUAUGUGUCCAAUCGUAUCCAUCAGAUCCGCACCAUAGUACCUGAUUGUAAGUGGAGCCAUAUUGAGUCAGCAAACAAUCCUGCCGAUUGUGCGUCAAGAGGUGUGAUGCCUUCAGAACUCACGAAGCUAUCCCUCUAUUGGCAAGGUCCUGCGAUUCUCCGGGCCAAUCCAUCUACAUGGAUAAAUCUUGUAGCACCCAUGUCAUUGUGCAGCUUACCUGAGGUACUACCAGUAUCUCUCACAACUCGAGUCGACGUACCCGACUGUUUGGAAGAAUGGUUUAACCGUUUUUCAUCAUAUGACCGCAUGAUUCGCGUCACCACCAUAAUGCGCCGUUUCAUCAGCCGGUGCCGUCGUUGUGAGCCUGAACCACCUCCCAAUCUGUGUCUGAGUGGUGUUGAGGUCGACGGUGCUACUUUCAGUAUUAUCCGAGAGUCUCAACGUAUCUACUUCUCUGACCUAUUACGUGAGUUAUCAACUGGUAUCAGGGUAUCGUCAAAACCGCUGGCUCGUUUAGCUCCGUUUGUCGACGAUGUUGGAAUCAUCCGAGUUGGUGGUCGCCUUCGUCAUUCCACCCUAUCGUACGAGUGUAAACACCCAAUGUUAAUUGCCAAGCGCUCCCAUCUAGCUCUAUUGAUUUGUCGUCGGUGGCACCGCCUAACAUGCCAUUCCGGCCCCCGUGUCAUGAUAUCACUCAUUUUACGCCAAUACUGGAUCAUCGCCAUCCGCUCGGUAGUACAUGAAGUGUUGACCAAAUGUUCUGUAUGUGUGCGGUUAGCUGCAAAACCUCCUCAACCUUUGAUGGCGGACCUUCCUGCUGCACGCGUGCAACAAUUCCGUCCAUUUGCCCGAGUUGGCGUGGACUAUGCUGGCCCCCUUCAAAUGAGAGAGAUAAGGCUUCGCAAAUCUCGGAGCUAUAAGGUGUAUAUAGCGGUGUUUGUCUGUUUCUCUAUAAAGGCGGUCCACCUUGAAGUGGUGUCAGAAUUGUCAACUGAUGCUUUUUUGGCAGCGUUCGACCGCUUCGUCGGGCGUCGUGGACUCCCCAGCGAGAUAUAUUCCGACUGCGGAACAAACUUCGUUGGUGCUGACAAGCAACUACAAGCGCUUAUUAACAGUCCGCAAGGUCAGCUCGCCAUUACCACCAACUCUCGUCCAAAUUGUACAUGGCAUUUCAACCCCCCCAGUGCUCCGCACUUUGGUGGGUUAUGGGAGGCAGCGGUCCGAUCCACUAAGCGUUUGCUGGUUCGUACAAUGAGCACCCACGUUUUCACCUACGAAGAGUUCACUACUGUCCUGAUCCGCAUCGAAGCCGUUCUGAAUUCUCGACCACUGACGCCCGCAUCCACAGACCCUCAUGACUUGGAGUGCCUCACACCUGGGCAUUUCCUCAUUGGACAACCACUGCUCGCCGUUCCACCUCGUUCCAAUCCAGAUGCUACCCGUAAUUUGACCAACCGCUGGAAGUUAUUAGACCAGUGCCAUCAAGCCUUUUGGAAGCGUUGGUCAACGGAGUACUUGACAACGCUCCAAGAACGCGUCAAAUGGACGGAUCGUGUCCCCAACAUAAAGGUCAACGACAUGGUCGUCGUGGUUGACAACCAAGCGCCCCCUUUAUUAUGGCGUCUCGGGCGCAUCAUUGAAUUGGUGCCAGGACCCGAUGGAACUGUGCGAGUUGCGUCAGUGUUAACGCGUCAGGGACGCAUCACACGACCAGUCGUUAAAUUAGUAGUACUACCGACUGACUGA
Molecule: messenger RNA, 4656 nt
Organism: Myzus persicae (green peach aphid)
Lineage: Eukaryota; Metazoa; Arthropoda; Insecta; Hemiptera; Aphididae
Exons: 1
Coding region: 1-4656 (1551 amino acids)
Biological process (GO): DNA integration
Molecular function (GO): nucleic acid binding
Source: RefSeq, a predicted model, not a curated record